GGGGCGAGUCGGCUACCACGGCGCGGCGCCUCCCCGUUCAGGAAGAAGAAACUACACUUCCCGAGGUACCCCGCGGUCCCGCCGCCAGAUAUAAGAGGCCGCCCCGACACGCUGGCUCAGAGGGCGCGGAAGUCGGAGGCGGUUUUGCAGUUCUGAGAGUAUCGACGUAGCUUCCUGCCUGGCCAAGAUGUGCGACAAACCGGAUCUGUCGGAGGUGGAGAAGUUUGAUAAGAAGAAGCUGAAGAAAACGAAUACGGAAGAGAAGAACACGCUUCCUUCCAAGGAGACCAUUGAACAGGAAAAAGAGUCUGCCAAGUCAUCAUAGACCACCGGCAUGAUGAUCUCAGUUGUUUCUCUAAAACAACGUAUACAUAAACUUGCAUCUCAAGAAAUGCUGCAGCAGCCCAUCAGCGGCUGCUACCUCUUUGGGCCUCCCCCCCCCCCCUCCACCACCACACACACCUUUCAGGGCUUGGCCAUGCCCUCUGCUUCCAUCACAGAAGAAAAAAUAAUUCACAGGAAAUUUCUGGGGUUUGCCCAGUAUGAUUCUCAUCGUUUGCCUUUCUUGUCAGAUGGGGUGAUUUCAUCAGUUAAAUCCUAAUUAGUAAAAUUGUUUGUGAUUGGUUUUGCAACUUUAAUUUCCAAGAAAUGGAAAGAAAAAUCUAUUAAAAUUUUUAAAAUGAA
Molecule: messenger RNA, 684 nt
Organism: Pantherophis guttatus
Lineage: Eukaryota; Metazoa; Chordata; Lepidosauria; Squamata; Colubridae
Product: thymosin beta-15A homolog
Biological process (GO): actin filament organization; regulation of cell migration
Cellular component (GO): cytoplasm
Molecular function (GO): actin monomer binding
Source: RefSeq, a predicted model, not a curated record